AAUAUAAGGAUUGUGUAUGUAUAUAUGUAUAUAUCAGUCGCAUAAACAUUGGUAAGAAAAAUAAAAAGAAACGAAAGCAUAUCCAUUCUGUCAGUUUUGCAAUUUGGGGUUGCCACACGUAGAAAAAUUUUACUCCAUUUAAAAUAAGUUAAAUUUUAAUACUGUAAAGUAUAAUUAAACUCAAUUAAUUAUUCCAUAAAUUUUAAAAUAUAGAAUUAAAAUUAAGGGUUCCAGUGUAUUACUUCUUUUAAUUCUUACAAUUUUUUUUUAUAUCUUUUUACCAUUUCCAUAUCUUUAUACUAUUUUAUAAACUGGCAACAGUUAUUUGGCCAGUUCGGGUAGAACGGCACCGCGUUUUCUCAAUCAUUCUUCUGCAAACCUUUGUAGAAGGCGGACGCUUACUCUCGUCUUACGAAACCGUGGUUCAUACUUUUUGACCCCGGCUUUGAUUCCGAUUUCGCUUCACUUGACAAAUACGACUGUGUCUAAGUGUGUUGAUCCUGCUAUACCUGACGACCUGUGUCACUAAUCCUGACAUUUUUGGCUGUAUCGGAAUUUCUGAUCCUGAUCUUCCAAAGAUAUUAAAUAUGGAUAAUAUCGAGGAAAAUCUCCGAAUGAUUUUCGGCGAAGAAGAGGCUGAAGAAUAUCGGCAGGGAAGCCGGCACCGCACUAUAAGUGUGACUUCGGAGCCAUCUCUUCAGGGAUCUGACCUCUCCGAUGAGGACGAGUUGGACCGGACUUUCGAAUCUGAGGAGAGUGCUGCUGUAUCGGAGGCAGCUGGAGACUCCGAGGGCCAAGCAGAAUGGGAGGAAGGCCCAUUUGUUCCCAUCGACGUGCCAUCCACUCCACCCAGCCCAGGACUGCUCGUAAGGGGUACCGCGUCAAUGACGCCUUUCCAAUAUUUUCAAAUAUUUUUUAAUUUAUCUUUUUUAAGGCAUUUAGCAUGCAUGACUAACGAGCAUGCUGAAAAAAUUAUCACAGGGACAAUUAUGAAACCUGAGAGCCGACUCAGGAGGUGGAAAGCCACCACUGCCGAGGAAAUUCUAACUUUCCUGGGUAUUUUAUUCUUUAUGGGGACAGUUAGACUGUCAAAAAUUAAUGAUUACUGGAAGAAAUCACAUUUAGUUAGUUUUAAUUUACGAAAGUAUAUGAGCCGCAAUAGAUUUUUAUUAAUCUUACGGAUGCUGUACUUCAAUUAUGAAAGUACAAGUACUCAUAUUUACGAUAAAGUGGAUCCACUCAUCGAAUAUUUUAAUAAUACCAUGAAAGGUUCUGUUUACCCAGAAAGGGAGCUCACAAUAGACGAGUCUAUGGUUUUAUUUAGAGGACGGCUCGCCAUUCGCCAGUACAUUAAAAAUAAACGCCACAAGUUUGGUAUCAAACUGUAUAUAUUAGCUGAUCCCAAAGGACUUGUGCACAGGAUACACAUGUAUAGGGGAUCAGCUGAUAGCGAAGUGAGCGGUACUGGACACGCAAAAAAAGUCGUCCUCAAAUUAACCGAAGACUUUAUUAACGCUGGUCACUCGUUAUACAUGGACAAUUAUUACAAUAGUGUGGAUUUGGCAGAAACUUUGUUACGCCAAAACACGUACUGCACAGGGACACUUCAGGUGAAAAGAAAGGGAAAUCCGGUAACAGUGACCAGCAAAAGAUUGACAAGAGGUAGUGUCGUAUACAGAAAAAAUCGGAAUGGUGUAUGUGUCAUGAAGUGGAAAGACAAAAGGGAGGUUUUGACUCUUUCCACAGAACAUACACCGGAUAUUCUGAAUACGACAAACUGGCGUGGUCGUGGCGUAUCGAAGCCUGAAAUGAUUAUUAAAUAUAAUAAAUUCAUGAAAGGUGUAGACCGGCAUGACCAAAUGCUGUCCUACUACCCAUGCGAGCACAAAACCAUAAGAUGGUAUAAAAAAAUUGGCAUCCACAUUAUGCAAAUGAUGUUUUUGAAUUCCUUUUUCAUGUUUAAUGAAGGGACUGGGAAAAACAUGUCAUUGGAAUCGUAUAGAAGUGAGGUAUUGCGUGGCCUUUUGCCACCACCUAUUUCUAGAAUAGAUCCUCCAGCGCUCCCAACACACAUGCCCAAGGAAUUGAACAGAAAUUCCAACGGUGUGUUGAAGCGGAGAAAGUGUGUUAGAUGCUGGAGUGUACACAAAAAGAGGAAGGACACCGGUAUUUUCUGCCCUGAUUGCGACGUAGGGCUAUGCAUUGCAUGUUAUGGCUCAUAUCAUAUUGAAAACAAAUUAUUACCUUAGAACAUUAGGGUAAUAACUUGUUUGUUUAGCUUUUUAUCACCUGAUGGUAAGCAAUCGGUAUUUGGUGAUGGGAAUUUUGGUGGUGGGAAUUUUGGU
Molecule: messenger RNA, 2345 nt
Organism: Spodoptera litura
Lineage: Eukaryota; Metazoa; Arthropoda; Insecta; Lepidoptera; Noctuidae
Source: RefSeq, a predicted model, not a curated record